Molecule: messenger RNA, 2877 nt
Organism: Branchiostoma floridae (Florida lancelet)
Lineage: Eukaryota; Metazoa; Chordata; Leptocardii; Amphioxiformes; Branchiostomatidae
Product: peroxisomal bifunctional enzyme-like
Biological process (GO): fatty acid beta-oxidation
Cellular component (GO): peroxisome
Molecular function (GO): NAD+ binding; (3S)-3-hydroxyacyl-CoA dehydrogenase (NAD+) activity
Source: RefSeq, a predicted model, not a curated record
AUAGGUCAUUGACCUGUAGAUCACGGUGGAAGUUUGAAGGUCCUCUUGCAAGUUCUACUGAACCAAACACCACUGCUCAAGUUGGGAGUUCUGCAACAAGAAUUUGCAGACAUGGCUGAGUACUCCACCUAUGGAUCAGUGGCGGUACUGCAGGUGAACAAUCCACCAGUGAACUCCUUCAGCCACCAUGUACGCCAGGGUCUGGUGGAUGGGCUGGAGAAGGCCCUGCGUGAUCCGUCCAUCCGUAGUAUCGUCAUAGCUGGGAAAGGCCGAACCUUCCCCGUGGGUCUCCCUGAGGUGCACCUGGGGGUGCUGCCAGGUGCAGGAGGAACCCAGCGGCUGCCGAGGGUGGUCGGGAUUAAGACUGCCAUCCAGAUGAUCACCAGCGGCCAGCACAUCAAUGCAAAACAGGCCCUUUCUCUUGGCCUGGUGGACAAGAUAGUUCAAGGUAACCUUCUAAAGGAGGCCAUCAGAUUCGCGCAGUCCAUCGAAGGUCGUCCGGUAGAGGGCAGACGGAUCAGCCACCAGACCGUGCCAGACGCAGACAAGGUGGAAGAGGUGGUGGAGGCAGCGCGAAAGACGAUUUUACGCAGGGCUCGUGGAGCCAUUGCCCCGAUGACUUGCGUACAGGCCAUUCGGGCUUCCGUCCUACCCUUUGACCUCGGGAUGCAGCGAGAGAGAGAACUGAUGACAUUCCUGAUGACAUCGUGGCAGGCGCCCGCCCAGCAGUACGCAUUCUUCUCGGAGCGGGAGGUUCGUAGGUGGAGCCAUCCCCGCGACAAACGUGUCAACUUCAAAACUGCCAAGCCAAGGGUUAUCAAAAGUGUGGGGGUGGUUGGUGCAGGCACCAUGGGGGUGGGGAUCACCAUCAGCCUGCUGCAGGCAGGCCUCAAGGUCGUGUUGCUAGAGGUCAACAAGAAACAGCUGGACAAAGCUAUCACCAUGAUCCAGAAGACUCUGAGCCAGAAGUCUGCCUCCCAGAGGAUGUCCCAGCUGAUCACUACCAUGGACUACAGCCAGCUCAGCGAUGUGGACAUGGUGAUCGAGGCGGUGUUUGAGAGUUUGAAGCUGAAGAAGGAAGUUUUCAAGAAGCUGGACGCCAUCACCAAACCCCAGGCUAUCCUCGCAUCCAACACGUCUGGACUUGACAUCGACAAGAUAGCGGCUGUGACCAAGCGUCCUGACAAAGUUGUUGGGACUCAUUUCUUUUCCCCUGCCAACGUGAUGCGUCUUCUGGAGAACAUCUACGGGAAGCACACGUCCCCGGAGACCAUCGCCACGGCAAUGCAGCUGGGUGUGACCAUUGGGAAGGUGGGGGUGUUGGUGGGGAACUGUUCAGGCUUUGUGGGGAACCGCAUGUUGGGUCCGUACAGGGCGGAGUCCUUGUUUCUGUUAGAGGAGGGGCUGGAGCCGCAAGACGUGGAUAAGGCUAUAGAGGAGUUUGGGUUUCCGAUGGGCCCUUUCCGCAUGUCGGACCUUGCUGGUGGAGACAUUGGAUGGAGAGGGCGCAUCGAGAAGGGCCUCACCACGGAACAGGGGCCGCCACCCGAUACCCCUCCGCUGUAUCGUCAUGGUAACCGGUACUGUCCGCUACCAGACAUGCUGUGCAUGAAGGGUCGCCUGGGGCAGAAGACUGGGGCAGGAUGGUACAGGUAUGAGCCGGGUAGCCGUGCAGCCCUGCCCGACCCUGUCGUGACCCAGAUGAUCCAUGAGUACAGACAGGAGCAUGGCUUCAAGAAGAGGAACAUCUCAUCCCAGGAGAUAGUGGAGCGUUGUCUGUACCCUCUCAUCAACGAAGGGUUCCACAUCUUGGAUGAGGGCAUUGCUGCUCGCUCCAUGGACAUCGAUGUCAUCUAUCUGUUUGGCUACGGAUGGCCCAGGCACACUGGAGGACCGAUGUACUAUGCAGAGAGGGUUGUAGGCCUUGAGAGGAUCCUGCGUAGUCUGGAGACGUACCAGGCCCGGUACCCCGACCAUCACCUUCUGCAGCCCAGCCCUCUGCUGAGGGACAUGGUCGCCAAGGGAACCAGCCUGGCAGCACAUGGGGCAGACAGCAAACUCUGAGAUGUCCACAGUGGAAACCAACAUAGACCAGCUUUUUUUCUGUUGCUUAGGACUAAAUGACAAGUGCUGCUGCCAAGUAGUUCCCACAACAUUUUGUUACUGUCACAAAACUAACUAGAGUACCAACCGGGAGGUUAAAGAAGCCUCCUUGGAAAAUUAUGGAUCCUGUAAAAUGGGUCUAAAAACGAGAAAAAAGCAGAGACGUAUGGGUCCAGACCUAAAUGCCUUAAAUGUAUCAACAAAUUCAGCCAGUGAAUUGUUAGAGUGUGUGGUGCAUGACAGCUUGACAAUGAAGACUAACAAAUUUUUAAAUAAUUGUCUUCAUCAAUGAUUGUUGGUCCACUAUAUGUUAAGGUUUAACUAUGAUGGCAGUCAAAUCAUUGUUGCAGGAAUAUGAUGACAAUAGAUUAUAUGCUUUUAGCACUGAUAAGUGCAAUGUAUGACAUGAAUUAGGAAGUGUUGAUAUAUUACCUGUUUCCAGAUUGCCCACAAAAUGGUUUGCUGAAAUAAUUAUAUGGACACUGAUAUUGAAGCAACAAGUAAAAAUGCUUGAAAAUGUAUGAAAACAUACAGACAAUGUAGAACAUACUACAGAAGUGACAGAAGUCUCAAAGUUUAAUUUCACACAUGAUUAUCAUGGCAGUUUCUUUUCAUACAAGCCAGCCUGCAGCACAUAGGAUGAGAUGUACAAAAAUUAUGAAAAAAUGUAAAAUAUAUCUGAAAGAUAAAAAUUUAUAUGAUAGCAAUCAUUAUAUCGAAAUUAUACUAUAUCUCAAUAAAGCUAAUUAGUUUUAUAUAAUUAUAUAGUUUUAU